AAUUCUUUAAAUUGAAACAAAUUUUAAAAAAAUGUUAUCAGAAUAUAAAUUUGAUAUAUUAGACAGUUUAGAUUUUGAUAGUGAUGAGGAACUUCCACAUUUUGGUAAUUGCCCAAAAUGCGAUAAUGAAUACAAUGCUCCUGCUUGGUGUGAUGCAUGUGACCAAAAAGAACUUGUUGAUAAAUUUGAUAAAUGGUCGACAGGAAAUGAUAAUAUUAACUUAUUAAUUCAGGAAUCCCAAAGAUUGGCUCCAGAUUAUUACAAUUAUUUGGAAUUUAUCCCUUACAAUCAUUUUGUAGAUAUUGAACGUAUAGCAGAAGGUGGUUUCGGAGUAGUUUAUAAGGCGACUUGGCUUGAUGGUAUUAGAAAAGCAAAAAAAGAAGAUAAUGGGAUUUGGAUCAAAACUCGUAGUGAACCAUGUACUGUUGCAUUAAAAGAGAUUGAGGAAUCAAAAAAUAUUGAUCAAGACUAUAUUAAUGAGUUAAAGGCCAAUAUUGAGUUUCAUAGGUCAGAUAUUUGGAUGGUUUGCAGAUAUUAUGGAAUCUCACAAAACCCAAAAUCAAUGAAUUUCAUAUUAGUAAUGGAGUAUUUACCAAAAGGCGAUAUUAAAAAUGUGUUAUUUAAUAAAGGAAAAGACCGAUUGAAGUGGCAUAAAAAAAUUCAGUAUCUAUACUUUAUUUGUAAUGGCUUACGCGGUAUUCAUAUGCUUGACUAUGUGCAUGGCGAUAUUCAUGGUGGGAAUAUACUAAUAAAAUAUACAAGUGAUAUUUGCAUUACCGAUCUUGGCCUGUCUCGACCUGCAAAUUCUAAAGAAACUACAUUAUUAGGUUAUGAUUCCAAAUCCAAAACAUCUGGGUUAAAUGUUCCACACGCUGCACCGGAAUUAUUGUUAGAUGAUCCCAAAUCCAAAGAAUCUGAUAUUUAUGCAAUUGGUAUUUUGAUGACUGAAUUUGCCUCGCACAAUCGUGCUUUUGAAAAUUACAAUACCAAUGAUCUUAGGAUUGAAAUUUUCAAGGGCAUACGUCCUAAAUUUCCUCUUGAAACGCCAAAGUGCUAUGUCGAAUUAAUGGAAAAAUGUCUAGAUGAAGAUCCAAAAAAGCGCCCAACUGCUGAAGAAUUAGUGAAGACCAUAUCUGGAUGGCUCAAACUUGAUUGGAAAUCAAAAUCAAACCCAUUUAAUAUUGCUGAUAAACAAUGGAAUAAAAGUAAAAAAAAUCAUAGAUAUAGUUUAUUUUGCAUGCUUCAUAAAAAUAUUUUUUCUAUCAAUAAUAAGAAGAAAAAUCUUUGAUCCAAAUUUUUUUAAUUAGUUUUAUUUUUUAUAUAAUAUUUUAUGUUAUAUUUAAUAUUGAAUAUAUUUAAUAAAAACUUUAAAUUAAGAUUUGUCAUCUUGACUAACCUCCGAUUGGGGAAAGAAAAACUAUUUAUUAUUUCCCAUGAUUGAGAUAUAGAGAGUUGAGCUCCUUAGAAACUUGUUUAAUU
This is a messenger RNA of Rhizophagus irregularis DAOM 181602=DAOM 197198, 1479 nucleotides long. RefSeq lists its product as uncharacterized. Gene Ontology annotation, molecular function: ATP binding; protein kinase activity. Lineage: Eukaryota; Fungi; Glomeromycota; Glomeromycetes; Glomerales; Glomeraceae. Gene Ontology annotation, biological process: signal transduction; protein phosphorylation. Gene Ontology annotation, cellular component: cytoplasm. The record is from RefSeq and is a predicted model, not a curated record.